Molecule: messenger RNA, 2823 nt
Organism: Chaetomium strumarium
Lineage: Eukaryota; Fungi; Ascomycota; Sordariomycetes; Sordariales; Chaetomiaceae
Exons: 7
Molecular function (GO): protein binding
Source: RefSeq, a predicted model, not a curated record
AGUCAGCGAGUGCAGCAAUGCCAGGUUUCGUUCUCGCUGACCAUUCUCUGCAGCCACGUGCUUGGCAGGGUGUUGCGGCUAAAUUUAGCUCGUUGUAAAUCGGGCAGCCGCUCGCAAAGAGGAAAAACCCAGAAACCUGGAUCGUCGUGCCCGGCCCACCUCUGAACCCCACCACAGCAGCGGAUCGCGAUCUGACAGACCGAGACGCACGAUCCCUUCCGCAGCGGAAUGCGACAAUUCUUCCGCCGGCGGCCGAAAGCCGUAGCAACCGGGCCGGCAGCUGAGCACGACCCGCCGGAACAGUCGGUUGGGGGGGCUUCCUCCUCGCCCAAGACCUUCCCGUCAGGCAUCAAACUGCUUCACAGUGCGGCACACGCCACUGUCGACAUCGUCUUUGUCCACGGCCUGACUGGCGAUCGCGAGAAGACGUGGACCGCCCGCGGCGCGUCCGAGCCGUGGCCCAAGGCCCUCCUCCCGUCCGAGCUCCCGACCGCGCGCGUGCUCACGUUCGGAUACGAUGCAUAUGUGGCAGACUGGCGGGGAAUAGUGUCGCAGAACCGGAUUGGCAACCAUGCAUGGAAUUUGCUCACGUCGCUUGCGACGUACCGAGAGAGGGACGAAACGAACGAGCGACCUAUAGUUUUCGUUUGCCAUAGCUUGGGAGGGCUUGUUUGCGAAGAUGCGUUGGUAACGUCGAGACAGCGGCCGGAGAAACACCUCCGGAACAUCCUUCAAUCGACCCGGGCAAUCGCCUUCCUCGGAACGCCGCACCACGGUGCAGGGCUGGCCAGAUGGGCUGAGCUCCUAUCCCGUUACGUCGGCCUCGUCAAGCAGACAAACACCAAGAUUGUGGCAGUCCUCCGACAGGAGUCGGAAAUGCUAGCGCGGAUUCAGGACAGCUUCCAUACCAUGGUUAUAGCACGCAGCAAGGAGGGACAAAGGCAGAUUAAUAUCACCUGCUUCUUCGAGGAGCUACCUCUACUAGGCGUUGGCCAGGUGGUGCCGCAGCACUCGGCAAUCCUCCCGGGGUACAUCCCGAUCGGCAUCCACAGCAACCAUAUGGACAUGGCCAGAUUUGCCUCUGCAGACGACCCCGGGUUCACGGCUGUCUGCGGGGAGCUUCGCCGGUGGAUCAAGGAGAUGGAUGCGACAGAGAGACGUCACGAGAAUCCGCCCCCGUCGACCGAUACCAAGAAUGCAGGGGACGGACAGAGUGGACGUACGAGCUCAUCCGCACGAUUUCUGGUGCCGUACACCAGCAAUCCGGACUUUGUUGGGCGUUCCGAAAUUCUCGAAGAGCUGAAGAGCCAGCUCGGCCACGGGCAGCUUUCACCGGCCGGCACGCCGCAACGGAGAGCAUGUCUCCAUGGGCUGGGUGGCAUCGGGAAAACGCAGAUCGCGCUGGCGUACGCGUUCUGGCUGCGUGAGACGCACCCGGAUGUGUCGGUUUUCUGGGUCCACGCAAGCAACAGGGAGCGGUUCCGCCAAGCAUAUGCUUCCAUCGCACAAGAAUGCCAGGUCCCCGGCUUUGAUGAUCCCAAGACAGAUGUGCUGGCGCUAGUGAAAAGGUGGCUGGAGAAGAAAGAUCGCGGCCGGUGGCUCAUGGUGAUCGACAAUGCCGACGACACGCAGCUUUUCUUCGGCCAGCAAGGGGAAUCCGAGAAUGGCAGUGCAUCCAACCACGGGGAAAACCUUGGGCGAUACCUUCCCGAGUGCUCGCACGGCGCUGUUCUUGUCACAACCCGGAACAAGCAGACGGGCUCGAGGCUGACCAAGGGAAAACGUCCUAUCGAAGUCGGCAGGAUGGACGACGACGAGACGGCCCAGCUGAUUCGUGUACGACUUGACGGAGUCGACGCCGCUUCUGGCGAAUCCUUGGCGCUUUCUGCUCGGCUGGAGCACCUCCCGCUUGCGCUCGUCCAGGCGGCGGCGUUCAUGCAAGAGAACACUAUAAUGAUCAGCCAGUACCUUCGACUUUUGGAUGAGAGCGACCAGAACUUGGUCAAUCUGCUCAGUGAGGAAUUCGAAACGGACGGCAGAGACUCGGAGACGCCUCGUGCAGUGGCGGAGGCGUGGAUCCUCUCAUUUGAGCAGAUCCAACGACAGAAUGGCUUUGCGGGUGAGCUUCUUUCAUUGAUGAGUCUCCUCGACCGGCAGGCCAUUCCGUUGGAAUUUCUAUCCCGCUAUAGUGAGCGGCAGCGGGACGAAGAAGCCAGGGAAGAGAUACAGCUUACGAAGGCUUUGGGGGUUUUGAAGGCGUUUUCGUUUAUCGCCGAGGAUAAAAGCCAUGGAUUCGACAUGCACCGGCUUGUGCAGUUGGUCACUCGGAAAUGGCUUGACAAGAAUGGCAAAAUGCACUGGUUUACGGAACAAGCACUGGUGACGGUGUCGCAAGCUUACCCGUUUGGCGACCACGAAAGUCGGGCGGUGUGCAGCGCAUACCUCCCGCACGUCUACGCUAUACUGCGAUAUGAGGGCACCGGGUCGGAGGAUGAGAGGUUGGCUAGGGCAUCCCUUCUCCAUUGUGUUGCCGGAUUCUUCCGUUACCAAGGUCAAAGGAAGGAUGCGGAGAAGUUCCAGUUGCAAGCAACACGUCUACGAGAGGAACUGCUGGGAGAGGAGCACCCCUCCACGCUGGCCAGCAUGAGCAACCUGGCGUUGACGUACUUGGAUCAAGGCCGAUGGAGGGAGGCCGAGUCACUGGGGGUGCAAGUGGUGGAGACCGGGAAGAGGGUGCUGGGAGAGGAGCAUCCCUCAACGCUGGUCAGCAUGGCUAACCUGGCAUCGACGUAUUGGAAUCAAGGCCGGUGGAAGGAGGCCGAG